Sphaeramia orbicularis (orbiculate cardinalfish) is the source of this 1261-nucleotide messenger RNA. RefSeq names its product serine and arginine rich splicing factor 10a (gene srsf10a). The transcript is spliced from 6 exons. Gene Ontology annotation, molecular function: RNA binding. The record is from RefSeq and is a predicted model, not a curated record. The coding region runs from base 115 to 885 and encodes 256 amino acids. NCBI's taxonomy places the organism in Eukaryota, Metazoa, Chordata, Actinopteri, Kurtiformes, Apogonidae.
GUGACUUUAGCGUGCCCGACGUAGACCACGUACCCAUCGUCGUCUGCGGUUAAUGCUGAACAAAUUAUAACAAAAAAUAUUCACGUUAUUACAACGCAAAAAGAGGUAGCAGAAAUGGCGAGGUACAUGAGGCCUCCUAAUAGCUCUCUCUUCGUGAGAAAUAUCGCCGACGAGUCCAGGCCAGAGGAUUUACGUCGUGAGUUUGGUCGUUAUGGGCCUAUUGUAGAUGUCUACAUUCCACUUGACUUCUAUACACGGCGACCAAGAGGAUUUGCUUACAUUCAAUUUGAAGAUGUCCGGGAUGCAGAGGACGCUCUUCACAACCUGGACCAUAAAUGGGUUUGUGGCCGACAGAUCGAGAUCCAGUUUGCCCAGGGAGACCGCAAGACUCCCAAUCAGAUGAAGGCCAAGGAGCACCAUUCUCCUCGCAGUUCAUCUCGCUAUGACGAUGAUCGAGAUAGCCGGAGAAGACGCUCUCGCAGUCAGAGCUAUGAUCGCCACAGGUCUCGCAGUACAUCUUAUGAUCGCCGUCCCAGAAGGUCUGAGAGUCCCAGAGACUCCAGAUCCUAUAACCGGCACAGACAGAGCAGAAGUCACGAGAAUGAAAGCCGGCACAGAGGUCCCCCCCAUGAUCAUCAGAGGGGACACCGUGAACCAGCCUCCCGUAGCCGCUCUGCAUCCCACUCCCCUUCAGCCUCCAGAUCUAGACCCAAAGGCAGAAGGAGCCCAUCCGGUUCUCGAAGCCCAGCCAAAGAGUUCCACACAACGUCUGGCUCCCAGAAACAGUCUGUUGGGCGAUCUCCUUCACGCUCAUACUCCAGAUCCAUGUCCCGGUCACGCUCCCGCUCCAGGUCCUGGGCUGGACGCAAGUCUGGAGGCCACUGACUGUCCUUUUGAACCUCAUUUUAUCAGCCUCUAAUUGGAUCUUUUAACUCAGUUACUGAUUAUAACUGGUGUGUUAUUCUGUGUUUGCAUUUAUCAUUGUAUUAUGGAGGAAACUGUUGCCAAAUGAAAGCGGGUGGUGUGUUUUUCAAACAGGAAACAAGGGUUUUUGUUUGUUUCAUGUCGUUUCAAGGUUUCAUGGAAGCAGUCAGUACCUGGUGUGUUUUUUGGAAUGUAGUAUUUUGGUGGUGCAAAUUAUAUUUUUGUAUUAUGAGUUAGGAAUAUUAAUAUUCAUACUUAGUUCUUAAUAUCCUUUCCUCAGUAUGGUUGAGUGUGUUGUUUGUAUAAAACAGAAUAAACAACUCCCUGGUUCCAUUCA